GCCAGCCACACAGCUGCAGAGCAGCAGCCUGGUUUACCAGAAGUGGAAUAAAGAAAAGAAAGCAGCAAAAAAUUAACACAACGAGACAAAUCACCCAAAUGCUCUGUUUUCUGCUUGCUUUUCUUCCUUCCUAGUUCCUCCUCUUCCCCCCUUCCAUCUCCUUUACACAAUAACAUCUUCCUUUCUUCAUAACCAUUAUUCUCAUUCUUUUCUUCCUCCAUUUCCUUUCUCCAAAACCCACCUGAAACUCUCGUCUUUCACCUUAUUGAUUCAGAGUUUCUCUCUCUUUUCUUGCUUUCCCCUGUUUUCGAUGAUCCGCCAUGGCCUCCUCAGCGUCAAUUUGCUGCUGAAAUCCUGCUGCUUGCUAACUUAAAUCUCAGACCCUUUCCCUGCUGAGAAGAAUAUUAUCCUCACUGUUCUCUUCGCCUCCAAUUUCUCCUCUCGAUCUCGAAUUUUCCCACUUCCAGCAAAAUGAAUCACUUGAUCCUACUACUGCUCAUGAUCCCCCUCCCAUGGCUUCUCAAAACCCAAUCCCUCUCUACCCUUCCCAACCCAUCACAACCCAUGAACUGUACGGACACAACCCGCCUCUGCACUUCUUUCCUGGCCUUCAAACCAUCCCAAAAGGCCCAAGCUUUACCACUCGUCCAGAGCAUGUUCGACGUUUUGCCUCGAGACAUAACCGUGGAAGGUGGGUCCAGCGACUACGUGUUCGUGAAGAAGAACUGCUCUUGCUUGUCCGACGACAGAGUCUACGCCACCAGCACGACGUACACGGUGAAAUCCGACGAUGGCUUGGUUCACGACAUUGUGUUGGGCGCCUACGACGGGCUGGCUCUGGUACCCAACACCACAAGGAGCGCUAGGGCUGGAGCUGUGGUGUCGGUGAGGCUGUUUUGCGGGUGUUCCAGUGGGUUGUGGAAUUACUUGAUGAGCUAUGUGAUGGAGGAAGGUGAUUCAAUUGAAUCUUUGUCUAGUAGGUUUGGUGUUAGCAUGGCGAGUAUUGAAGGUGUUAAUGGAAUCAACAGCCCUGAAAAUAUCACGGUUGGUGCUGUCUACUAUGUCCCUCUCAACUCAGUUCCCGGUGAGCCUUAUCCUGUGGAGAGCGUUGUUCCUCCUGCGUCUGCUCCUUCGUCUUCUGCUGUCAACUCGUCUGCUUCAGACAGUCCAGGGAAACAGAAGGGUCAUGUAUCAUAUGCUUGGAUCAUAUUGGGUCUGGGGAUAGCCCUCGUUGCAAUCGUGUUACUGAUAGUGAUUUUUGCCUGCUUCAAGUGUUCGAGCUGCUGUUCUAAAGAUCAAGAGAGCCAUCAUGCCACAGACUCUGGUGCUGGAAAGGUGGUUUCUCACAAGUUUCAAAUUCUAAGGAAGCCGAGUUUCUGCUGUGGUUCAGCUCGAUACACAGGAGGAGGUGGUGCUGCCAACUCGGAAGAGUGGAAGCAAGCUAACGGCGAGUCUAGUAGCCAUCAUCACAUCACCAUACCUAGAGGUUUGGCAACUGAUGUAUUCGACAUGGAGAAGCCGGUGGUGUUCACAUAUGAAGAGAUUCACUUUGCAACAGAUGGAUUCGCCGAUUCGAGUCUCAUUGGACAUGGAACUUAUGGUUCAGUUUAUCAUGGCAACAUUCCAGACCAGGAAGUGGCUAUCAAGAGAAUGACUGCAACAAAAACCAAGGAAUUUUUGGCAGAGAUGAAAGUUCUCUGCAAAGUCCACCAUGCAAACCUGGUAGAACUGAUCGGAUAUGCAGCUACCAAUGAAGAGCUCUUCCUUGUUUAUGAAUAUGCGGAAAAGGGUUCUCUCAGAACCCAUUUGCAUGAUCCUCACAAGGGUCAUACGAUGCUUUCUUGGAUCAUGAGACUCCAGAUCGCACUGGAUGCAGCUAGGGGCCUCGAGUAUAUCCACGAGCAUACAAAAACACACUAUGUUCAUCGUGAUAUCAAGUCCAGCAACAUCCUACUUGAUGGUUCCUUUAGGGCCAAGAUUUCAGAUUUCGGAUUGGCCAAACUCGUUGGAAAAGCAGGCGAAGGUGAAGCCACAGUAACCAAAGUUGUAGGGACCUACGGUUACCUGGCUCCCGAGUACUUGAGUGAUGGUCGUGCCACUGCCAAGAGCGACGUCUAUGCAUUUGGCGUCGUCCUUUUCGAGCUCAUUUCUGGCAAGGAGGCUGUCAUACGAAGCGAUGGUGCUGCAUCAAAAAACCCUGAUCGACGCUCUCUGGCAUCGACGAUGCUUGCAGCGCUACGAAGUUCACCCGAUUCCAUGACCAUGGCGAGCUUGAAGGAUCAUAUUGAUCCGAACAUGAUGGAUUUGUAUCCCCAUGAUUGUUUAUUCAAUGCAGCCAUGCUGGCUAAACAUUGUGUCGAUGAAGAUCCCAUGCUAAGGCCGGACAUGAAGCAGGUAGUGAUCUCCUUAUCGCAGAUUCUCUUGUCAUCCAUUGAAUGGGAAGCCACUCUUGCUGGAAACAGUCAAGUUUUCAGUGGCCUUGUCCAGGGAAGAUAGAGUUAGAUAAAGUCAAAAGGACCUAUUUCUGCAGUCCCACUUUCACUUAAUUUUAUGUGCAUAAUAUGUACCGGUUGAGGCCUCCUUUUGUAGAACAGAGAAAGCAUAAUUGAGUUGGUUACAGAGUUUGAGUUAUGUCUAGGGCUGGAAGAAGAUUCAGCUCACGGUGGACCUAAUUUUUCGUGUUGAUUACAGAGUUCUAUGAGCAAGUUUAGAACUGGACAAUGACUCACUCCGACUCCAUACAGGAGCUAAGCAAAACUACAAAGAUCAAAUCGCGAGCCGAAUGGAUUGUAACUAGAUCCUGUUUUCCAAUCUCCAACAGCAUGUUAAAACUUACAAGUGUCCUAAAGAGAUUAGAGAUCAUAAGAAAAAGAAGCAACUUUAUUUGUUCACUGUAGUCUGUAUAAGCAUCUUCUCCAGACAUUACGGAGAGAGUACACGAUCGCCAUUACUUGACGAGGGAAGCUAGAACUCGUCGAGGCGGGAUGAAAGAUUUCCGGGCAUGAAGAACAGCCCAGUUAUCAAUCAGAAGAACAUCGCCUUUCUUCCAAGGAAUUGCAACACUUUCUUGUUCCAAAAUGUUCAAACAAUCAUGGAUGAUAUCGCCGGGCAAUGGUGUCCCAUCACCGAAGGUUACAGCCUUCUUCGGGUCAUUCCUUUCAUCUUCCCAACCCGUGUACGCAGCCACCAUGCUGUUGAACCAUAUCUUCCGAUUCGCCCUCGACUCGUCCGUCUUCACUGCCGGAAUCGGUCCCAUUAUCGUCUUCACUCCAUCUUCCAACCAUUCCAGCUUCAUUCCUAGCUUCGCUGCCCUUUCCUCUGCGACGGCCUUGUUUUCUGUCAAGAACGUGGAUUUCCAGCCACGGCCGAUUGGGGAAUUAGGGUUGUCUUUCUCGCCCAGCACUCUGUUGUAGAUCAACCCCUGUUUCUCCAAUUGCCGGACGAAUUCCGGGUACUUCUCUCUCAUCUUCUCGUACACCACGUGGCUGAGAACGAUCGGAGUCUCACCGCCCGUUUUAGGCUCCACUUCGCAGAAGAAGAACAGCUUUGACGGGAACUCAGGCACCUGCACACAAAAAAAAAAAAAAAAAAAAGGAGUAAUCAACGGGAAAGAAAAAAAAAAACAGAGGAUUGAAAACAAACAUCCAAUUUUGUUUUUGAACUUCGGGCUGACCUGGGCCAUCUCGUGGUGAAAAGGGAUUUUCUGGUCAGGAGGGGACUCAUUGGCAGUGAAUACGCGGCCGACGACGUUGGUCCGGGGAGCGGCGCCGCCGACGUAAGGGAGCUCCUGGAAGCCGAACGAUUCGACGACGCCGUUAAAAUCGGAAGCAGAGAAGACAGGGAAUCCCCUGAAGAGUAUCGCCCCCGAUUUGAGGAGGAGGGAUUCGAGGAAGGGCUUCUCGGAUUUCACGGCGGAAGUGAGGAGAUCGAGUGAUGAUGAUGGAGGAGAAUUUGGAGUCAGGACGGCGGGGAAAGGAACUGAAUCGUAUAUUUUCUGCUGCGGGAGCUGGAACUCCUUGAAUAGCGUCAUCGCCAUCUGCUGUGUGUGUCGGGUGUUUCUCUCGGAUGGGGGCGGGAAGAAUAGAGGCUUGUGGUGGGCAGUGAGUAGUGAGUAAUUAUAAACCGGCGAUCGAAGCUCUGUGUCUGCAGCGGUGUGAACUGUUAUCCUUCACGGUGGCGGCAAGUCUUGAGAUAGGUGAAUGUGGUGUGAAACAGCGUCCAAGUUCAGUCUCGUGCUAGUCUGGAGUUUCGGACUCUGGACCCAAGGCCCACGGGACUGGGGUUUCCGUUUUAGUAAAAUAUUGCGC
Messenger RNA from Linum tenue, 4307 nucleotides. NCBI's taxonomy places the organism in Eukaryota, Viridiplantae, Streptophyta, Magnoliopsida, Malpighiales, Linaceae. The record is from the annotation of a GenBank genome assembly.